Messenger RNA from Anarrhichthys ocellatus (wolf-eel), 11414 nucleotides. RefSeq names its product helicase with zinc finger domain 2. Gene Ontology annotation, molecular function: RNA binding; 5'-3' DNA helicase activity; RNA nuclease activity. The record is from RefSeq and is a predicted model, not a curated record. NCBI's taxonomy places the organism in Eukaryota, Metazoa, Chordata, Actinopteri, Perciformes, Anarhichadidae. The coding region runs from base 2308 to 10998 and encodes 2896 amino acids. The transcript is spliced from 20 exons.
GCCCAAUGAAGACCUGCAGCCAUGGAGCAGCUUAAAACUCUAAAUCAACAUUUUAUGUUGUCACAAUGACAAAAAACUUGGAAGCCGAGGCCCACUCAUUGUGAGUCACCGGAGUCUUCUGCACGCCGCUAGCUUGACGGCUGAGAGUAUUAACAGUAGCCAUGUUUGUUGUUUACGUUCUUUAUGAUCAUUUCGGGGGAGUGGCUUCGGAGGGAGGCUUAAAGAGAAGGGCUGUCAGUGUUGCCAACUCAGCCACUUUCUCGCUAGAUUUAGAGAUUUUUGGAGCUAGCCCUGCUAGCUACUUUCGUUGAAAAAGAAGUUGGCAACGCUGGGUUUUUCUCUUGGACCGUUUAAAAAAAUCUAGCGUACUCUUGCUAGUUUCAUGAACCCUAGCUCUGACAGAAUAUAUAUUAUUACUACUACUUUUUUUCACUUGUCUUAAAGGGGCGUUCUAACCCUGAUGAAUUUAUCUGCUCCACCCUGCGGUUAACAACAUGCUAAUGUUAAUGUGCUAACAUGCCUACAACUACUGGAUGCUAACAUGCUGAUGUUCAGCAAACAGUGAGCAUGCUAACAUCUCUGUUAGCAUGUUGAAUAAUGGAAUGUGAUAUUUAGCAUUCAGUUAGCACGAUAACACGCAGACAUUUAGCAUUAAAUUUAUGAUUAUCAGUCAUCAAGACUCACUGUUUGGAAACAUGGAUGUCUGAACCCAAUUUCAGUAUUUAAUUUACUGAAUACAUUUACUAUUUAUUUAUUGUUUCCAUCUGAUUUAACUGUCUUCUUAAACAUCCUAAACAUCAAAUGUAUAUAUAAAAAGAAAAUAGACAUCGGUAUCAAGGGGGUUAACCAUGCCGUUCUCAGUAAUAGCAGCAAACAGAGACAUAGAACCAAAUGCCUAGAAAAGGCUGUCACAUGUCAAAAAGUCAACGAACACAACAGUGAUGGGUCUGUUUUGCAGAAAAAGGGACCAAAACUACACUAGCAGAAUAAUAGCAGAAUUUACUGAAACAAGUCAAAAUGAUUAGGCCCUUUUCACAGCUGACAUUUUGACUUGUCUUAGUAGGAAAAGCACAGACUGAAUUAAACAGAGGCUUAAAGAGUAAUUAAAUGUAUUUAUUUGACAUAGUUUACAAUAGGAAAGUUGAAGAAAAAGAAUAUUAUUUUAAGGAGGUAGUGAUGAGCUGUACAGGAAUAUUGCCUGAUGGAGUAGACAGUGGUAGUGAUGGGGAAGGGGUGAAGGGCAAAGCUGAAGAUCUGGAUGGAUAUGAUGUGGUGCGGGACUUCAGUUGUGUUGGAGACGGGAGGUGAAUGAGGUAGAUGAGAGCUGCAUCAGUCUGACACUGAACUGGAAGCUGACAGCAGCAGGGAGAAACAGUUUGAGGAGAAAUCUGAUUGGUUUAACUGAAAGAGUGAACACCAGUCAGCUGACUGAGUUGGAGGCAGGGAGAGGAAGUGAGAGAAUAAAUAAAUAGAGUCGGCAUGAAGACAAUGCUUACAGAGUGCACUAUUCAAACCAAAGAUCUGCAGUCAUUUUGACAAGUUUCCAGUAAAAUUGAAUUGAAGAAUUAUGCCAGAGUUACGCAAAUUACUGUGCUAAUAUCAAGAAAGUGAAACAAACUGAAACAGGUGGAUUUGUAUUGAAAACAGGUGUAAUCUUGACACUUUUCUCAAAAAAAUAAGAUAACAUGGAUAACAAAAAAUGACUCAACAGCCUAAUAAAUGACUCCUUUACAGAAACAUCAUGAAGGUUUUACAUGAAGGGAAGCCUCGGAACUCGGAAGUCACUGCAUGUAGCUUCACAAAAAAAUGAGGAAGAGGAAAUCGUGUGCAAGAGAGCGCAUGCGUAUCACAUUUGACCUCAUAGUUGCACAAUUGUAUGGAAAACGAAACUUAAAUUGUGUUGUCGCGAAAGAGAGAGGAAAGGCUCCCAUGCUCGGUUCAGGGAGGGGCCGACUGCACUCCGAACCUCUCAGCAGUGAUCCAGACGAUGCUGCCGCUGCUCUUCAUCAUCUCUCACAGCUACCGUUAACAUGGAGGACAUCUGUGAUAUUAAAAUCUUCAUGAAGAUCAGCCUAAUUGACGACUCAUGGAAGCAAAGCUGGACAUUUAUCAGACUCUGGCCUUCAGAUAAGGCACAGACAAGUUGAUCCAGCUUCAUUCUGUCAGAGGUCCCUUCAUUAUUACUGCCUUGGUUAAUCAGGCUUGUAACUGAAUCUGGUCUAUUGUGACGAGCUGCAACCAAAAUACUACAAUCUGCAGUUUAGAAUCCAGGUGCUGACUUCAGUAUUCUGAUUCUGAAGUAUCACAAUGUCAGCUAGUGAAUCCAAACUGGCUACUCUUUCAUCGACACAUGACCUCAAACUUGCAUGCACUCAGUGCUCUGUCAAGGAGAAAGAAGUUACGUAUACGUUGAAAUCGGUCCCCCACCGGUGUGCACGCGAUCUCUUGUUCUGCAGAGCCAAAGGUGGCAGCAAAUGGAGGCCAGUCUCUAGGCGGCCCACAUUUCCCAAUCCGAAUCAUUAUGAGAAAUGCCACUUCUUCGCAGAGGGCUCUGGAUGCACGUACCACAAGAACCGGUGCACCUUCGCCAGAAGUGACGAGGAAGCUGCCGUUUGGACGUUUGAAAAGCACCAAAGGUUAGACCACAUGCUCCUCUGUAAUCUCAUAGCUCAGUCUGAGGGAGGAGCUGAUCAGCCCGAUAAUGCCAAACCACUGGGUAACCUCUUAGCAAUUCUGGAUUUGAAGGUUGUCUGUGAACAGUGUUCUGUGAAAGAGAAGGAAAUAACAUACUCAGUUCAGUCAGUUAGUCACAAGUGCAAUAGAAAUCUGCUUUUAGCCAAAGACAAAGCCUCCAGUCAGUGGAGGCCUGUCUCUGAGCGGCCUACAUGUGGACAGUUUGGUCGGAAUGUUUUUUACGAAGUGUGUAAUUUCUACGUCGAGGGCUCUGGAUGUACUAAACACGGUCAGGGAUGCACUUAUGCCAGGAGCUAUGAAGAGGCCAUGCUAUGGAACUACGUUAGAGUCACAGACAUCGAUCAAGAAGAGUUAAUCAGACUUGUAAUUGAGUUUGAAGUUAUUAAGAUGACACCAGAAAGUGCAGCUGAAAGCAUACGCCAGCAGUUUUCAGGCGAAUUUGUGGAAUUCUGCAAGGACUGCUUUCAUGAUCGCCCACAAAAACUGACGACCAAAAGGUGGAAUUCCACUUGCUCAGCAGAUGCAGCGCACACCUGGGACCCAGUCUUAGUUCAUCACCUGUCAGAGAACAGCAGAAAGCACAUCUACAGCCAGGUGCGCCCUCUUCACCAGAACUGUCAGUUUACGUACUGCAGCCACGUCAGGCAAGGCAAGCCCUGCUGGCACGAGGCCGGCCACUGCCGCUCUGCCCAGAGCGAGGUGGAGAUGGCCGUGUGGAAAGCGGAGCACAGUGGGCUCUCCGUGCGGCCUCGCCUCCUCCAGAUGAGCCAGCAGGAGCAGACGGAGCACAGGAAGAAGGUCACCAUGUACUGCAAAGUUUGCCUCCUGGUCCUUUCCUCUCCGGAGAGCUUCUACAAGCACUGCAGCUCUUUGGAGCAUGCCCAGUUACUCUCUGAGGACACCACCACCAGGUGGAGAGGACGACAGCCCCCACACAACCACCGAUCUGACCUCUGGCUGUGUGAGAGACCACAAACGUGUGAAUACAGCAACAAGUGCCCAAGAGCUCAUUCUGUGGAAGAGCUGCAGGAGUGGGUGAUGCGUGCUGCAGAGGAGAAGGAGAUCAGACACAACAUGGGAGCCCAGGGUCUCAUGUGCUACAAUGAAAGCCUCCUAGAGGAAUACAAAAACAGCAGUAACGAAGUACACAUUAUAUCAGAACAAGUUGACGAUGUCAGCAUCUCUUGUGAUAAAGAUUUAACUGUGGAGUGUGAACAGAUCAACACAACACUGCAGUGGAACUUCCAAGUUGAAACAGAGAGACAACUUGUGCACGUGGCGCUGCUGAAGCAGGAACCGGGAGCCUCAUUCACCCUUGGUGACCUCGGUUCUGUGGCCUGCAUCCACUCCUCAGGUAAAGACUUUCUCAGUGAAGACAUGACCUACGACAUCACCGUGUCCUUCACAUCCAUCAACCCUGGCCUGUAUGACCAGUGGCUGGUGCUAGAUUUUGACAUGAGGCCAGUGCUGUUGAAGAAACUCAGAGUAAGAGUAGGCCAGCCGUCACUGGAUGACGUUGAGCAACCAACUUUGGAUCGCAGAGCCACCCAUCAAAGUGCCGAGCGUUGGCAUCGAGGGAACAGGGUUAUCAUCCCGUGUACGACCAGGACAGAAGAACAGGAGGAGCUGUUAAAGGAGUACAAGCCUCCACAGAUUAGCUUCCAGUAUAAAUCCUCCCACAACAGCCAAACACCUCUGAAUAAUGAGAACUACAAAGACAGAAUGCACCACUUCCUGUACAAUGAGGAGCGGGCAGAGGACCAGAUUGUUUCAAGACUAAAUGUUUGUGGAGAAAUUACAACAAUGGACACGCUGAACAGUACAAAGUUUGACAUGGCGAGGGCUCCUCUGGGAGAACUGUUCUGUGCUGUCUCAAUUCCUUAUAAUCUCACACCAGACACCCCUGAGGGACUGGCACUAAAACGGAGCAUCCAGUCUGGCCUGAUAGCCCCCUUACAUGGUGGUUCAAACUCCAAGGUCUACGAAGCCAUCAUCCGGCAAGACAAAACCAGCGAGAACAAAAUGUAUUUGCAGCUGUCUAAAAACUGUUGCUCGGAUCUCGCACUCAAAAGCAAUGAAUCGUAUCAAAUGGAGGUGCAGUUUCAGCUCAAUCGCCACAGCUUCUGUGCCAUGCACAAAACCGUAGACCUCCUUCCUGAUACAAAAAGAGUGCUACCAGAUCUCAAAAACUGUGCAGUUCCUGUGAAUAACAUCCACUAUGAGAAGCUGAAUGCAAAGCAGCAGUCAGCAAUUGACUUCAUCACAGGUCAUUCCAAUGGCCAAAAAUGUGUGGCACCACUCCUCAUCUAUGGACCGUUUGGAACUGGGAAAACAUUCACCCUCGCUACAGCAGCCAGAGAGCUUUGUAAGCAGCCUCACAACAAAGUGCUCAUUUGCACCCACACCAACAGUUCUGCAGAUCUGUACAUCAGAGAUCACUUGCACCCAUUCAUCGACCAGAAAAAUGAUGAGAUGAGGCUAAUUCGAAUAAAAGCAAACAGUAAAAGUGCUUUGUCUGCCACAGAUAAGAUUACUCAGAAAUACUGUUUGCUUUCGGAAGAUGGACAGUUUUUUCUACCACCUACAAAAGCUGCCCUAGAUUGCCACAAAAUAGUCAUAACCACCACGACAAUGGCGAGACAUUUUCAUGACCUAAAGCUCCCAGAGGGAUAUUUCACCCACAUACUGAUUGAUGAAGCCUCUCAGAUGCUGGAAUGUGAAGCCUUGAUGGCCCUUGGCCUUGCUGGACCAAACACCAGAGUUGUUUUGGCUGGGGAUCACAUGCAAAUGGGACCCAAGCUUUUCUCAGUUGAUGAUCAUCACCGUUCAAAUCACACACUCCUCAAUCGCUUGUUCCACUACUAUCAAGGCCAAAAGUGUGACGCGGCCCAGAACAGUAGAAUCAUUUUCAGUGAAAACUACCGCUCAACCAAGGAAAUUGUGGAGUUUGUGUCCACCCAUUUCUACGUUGGUAAGAAUGAUUUUAUCAAAGCCACUAGAGAUGUUCCGGCUCCUGAAAAUGGCCGUGCCCUAAAGUUUCACCAUGUCCGGGGAGAGUGUCUGUUGGACACUGGGUCCAUGUCUUGGUACAACAAAGACGAGGUUGGCAAAGUGGUUGAAGAAGUAAAUGAGAUUCUCAAACACUGGCCACAGACCUGGGGGACCAAGGACCACAGCUCAAUCUGCAUCCUAUCAGAGGGAUUUCAGGUUCGGCAAAUUAGGACAGCACUUUCAAGAAGAGGCCUUGCUGAAGUCCAUGUUGAAAAUCUUGCAAAUGUGCAAGGCAAACAGUUCAGGGCAGUCAUCAUGACAGCUGUGCAAACGCGUGACAGCCUAAAAACAUCUCACCUGCCUGGUCUGGAGCUGUUCAAUGAUGCCCGUGUGUUAAACACUGCAAUGACUAGGGCUCAGUCCCACAUAGUUGUGGUGGGAGAUGCUGCUGCCCUCUGUUGCUUUGGGAAAUGCUCAGGGGUCUGGAAAAGCUACAUAGACCACUGCGUCAGCAACAACAGUGUUGCACCGCAGCAUUUCACUCAAGAUUUCUUUGAAAGAGAUGUCAUGGAAACUGCAAGGUUUCAAAAGUCUGAACAUGUGGAUGAGAGCAACACUCUCAAUGAUGCAAUUCUUCAAGAGUUGAAAGAUGAAUACAAACAGCUGAAAACAGAUAAUAGUUCAGAAGAAGACAGAUUGCAUUUUAAAGACUUGGACAACCACAAGUCAAGAUCAUCAUACAAUGUCAAUGACGUCGAUACACACCUUUUGGAGUUGUGUGAAAAACAACCAGAGGUGUACAUGCAUGGAAGGUUGGUCAGGGAGACAUCAACCAGAGGUUAUGUCGUACCAUUUCAAAACCCCACCAAACGUAUCAGCAUCAAGGGAAGGGAAAACCUGGGUAAGGUCUUCAGUGGGGACGAAGUGGUCGCACAAACAGCAACAGUGGUCAGCAUCACUAAGGAAGCUGAAUCGGCCCGUGUACUUGUGUGCCAGCUUGAGGAUGAGGAUCACAGCAAAUCGAGACAGAAUUCGGAUGACAAAUUUGUCAAAAGGACAAUGAUGCCCAUUACAAAAUCUGCACCCAAAGUACGCAUACUGAUCAGCAAGAAAAGACGUAACUUCCUUCCAAUAUGGGAGCAGAUAGAUGGACAGUGGACACCCAUAUCAUAUGAACGUCUUGACGAAAACCUCAUACAAAACAAUGUAUUUAUGGUGCAAGUGAUUGGCUGGAAAGAAAAUUGUCAUAUUCCAUUGGGGAACGUCAUAGAUAUUCUUCCAAUCGGAAGUUCUUUUCCUGCUUGUCUACAGAUCCUGAAUGAAGAAUUCAAAGUUGCACCCAAUACAUGUACAUCGGAUGAGGUACUCUCCUCCAGAGAUGAAGACAGGACACACAGACUGGACAUAAGUGACGUGUUUACUUUCACUGUUGAUCCGGAAAAUGCAAGAGACUUGGAUGAUGCCAUCAGUGUCAGGGAAAUUGGAGACCAUGAGUAUGAGUUGGGAGUCCAUAUUGCAGAUGUGGCAAGCUUUGUGAGUCCAAGUGGUGAAUUGGAUGAGGUUGCAAAAGAACGUGGCGCUACGUAUUACUGCAGUACGGAAAAUCCUGUGCAUAUGUUCCCCAAAGACUGCACUGAACACUUCAGUCUUCUGCCAGAUAAAGGUCGCCGGGUGAUUUCAUUAAUUUUCAAAGUAAAAAAGACAACAAAUGAGAUCAUUGGAAAGCCCAACUUCCAGCUGUCACAGAUCAAGUCUAAUCAGAAGUUGUCUUAUGAAAAGGCAGAGGGCAUGAUCACCGAACGAUAUAGAGACAGACCUAGAUUUGACUCUGUAGAAGACUGUGUCACGGUGGCUUAUUGUUUCGCAAAAGCCCAAAGGAAGAUUAGACUUAGGGAUUGGGCUUACUCUCAAACUGAUGAUGAUAGAUUGCCCGGAAAGCGCAAAGCCAAUCUGAUGAUUGAAGAGCUGAGUGUGUUGUUCAAUACACAUACGUCCAAGGAUUUGAUUGGUUUAGAGAAAACCAUGAACUGCACACCCCUUCGUUGUCAAGCAGAACCAGAUCCUGAAAGGAUCGAAGAAUUCAAGAAGAAAUGCGGAGGACUAAUAUCACUGUCUUUUCAUGUGCAGAAGAAAGUCCACGACGAACAAGCCCCAAACUGUGAAAACUUCUGCAUACUCACAGAAGUGUGGGAAGAUAUCCAGGCAGCUGCCAGAUCAGAUGAUAUAGACAGUAUGGUGGACCUGAUUGCUGCAGAUGACAUCCACCCUCUGCUCCAGCCAGUCAUUGAUCAGUUUAGGAGGUGCCUUAGUAAAGCUGAAGUCCUCUGUUCCAACUCUAGCAAAGCACAGGUCGGGCAUUAUUCUCUGAACGUAAGAUCCUACACCCAAGCAUCCUCACCAAUACGGCGGUACAUGGACAUCAUCUUGCAGAGACUUUUGCAUUCCAUCAUAUGCAACAGGGCUGUCCAAUACACUACCUUGGAGAUUGAGACUUUGUGCAGUCAAUUUGAGGAAAACCUUAAAGUUGUCAAGGCGUAUGAACAAAAAGCUGAGCAAAUCCAUUAUGCAGUGAGCAUGAAAAAACAAAGUGCUUCAAAGCUAGCCUUUUUUGUUAGGCCCCAGAGAGACUGCUUCGCAGUAGCAUUUCCUUUUAACAAGAAUGUUUUUGCAGAGAGUGUAUCAAUUAUGUACAAAGAUUUACAACUGUGCGACCAACCAGUUGUUGAUGACACAAACGACUGCGUCACUCUCACAUGGAAAAGGCGGAUCUACGCAGUUGACAACAUGCAAAUCCACCAAGAGCUGAAAAAGCCAGGCUGUGAUCCCUGCGUUGAGCUUCCAUUGGCAGAAUGGAAGGCCAUUGUCGAAGCGGUUGACACAAAAAACUGGGAUCAUGCAAAGUCUCUCACAAUGGAGGCUAAUACAAAGCGCCUGGAAAAAGUAAAUAUUCUGCCACAAUCAGCUGUGGUGCCUCAUUCCAAGACUGACUCAUGUACCAUUGAGAAGCAAGAGGAACAGAAGGAGCAUGAGGUUGUCAUUGCGCUCCAGUUGCAGAGAGGUGACACCCUUCAGAUCCAAAUGACGACAGAGAUAAAAAGAGGUUAUCACAUGCCUGCUGUUCAGUUGGUGCGCAUUAAACCAAAGUUUGAGAUUUGUGUGCACCAUGUCCACAGCCCUAUCACAUGCUUCUCCAGAUCUGCAGACGAUCCAUCAAAGAUUUUUUAUAGCGACCCCGGAGAGUACGUACGGAUCUGGAAACCGAUGUGUGAGAUGGAAUCUGCUUCCAUUGCAGUGAAUGAAAGUGACAGCAUAGUCAUCGAGAACCUGGUGGUAAACUUCAUUCAAGAGCAGAAAGGCAUACUAACAGGAACCUUCUUCUUACCAGUGGCAUGGAUCACUGAAUGGGCCAUUGAAUGUAACCUGUCGAAGUGCUUUCUGUGCAUACGGAAGAGAGGUUUGACUUCAACCCUGGACAAUUCUGCUCUGGUGGACCCCAAAAAGUUUACAUGGGUAGCCCACGGCAUCACAAGAACAGAAGAAAAACGGAAGAAGCCUCCAAAUGAAGGAAGUACAGUGCAGUUCGAUGUCAAUCACCUGCCGAUGGAGACCAUUCCUGAUUGUGUCUUUCAGAGAAACACUUGUUUCACAGUGGAAAUCAUCCCAAAACUCCUGCCUGACAUCCGGAAAGAAAAGGCUGUGACGAGCAUCCCAUCUGCAUGUGAUCUGGUCCAGACUAUAGCUCUUGGAAAACACAUUCCCAGAGAGGUAGAACCAAGGUGGCACAGCGUCAGGAGAGAGUUACCAGAAGGACUGCCAGAGUUUAACAUCAGUCAGCGUAAUGCUGUGGCGAAAGCUCUAAAUCACACCUUCACACUCAUUCAGGGACCACCUGGAACUGGAAAGACAGUGGUAGGUGUUUACAUAGUCAUCUGUUUCUUUGAGCUGAACUCUAUGAACCCGAGGAAAUUGGAUGACCCAAAGGAUGACGACAAGAAGCAAGUCAUUCUCUACUGCGGCCCGUCCAACAAGUCUGUUGAUGUUGUUGCAGAGUACUUGUUGAAGUUUGUGGACAGACUACGGCCCCUCAGGGUCUACAGCCAACAUGUGGAGAUGCUUGAUUACCCUUAUCCAGACAGCGCUCUUCAGUUUUCCCGGAGGUCACUCCGCCAAGAACGUGGCAAACUGGAGCUCAAGAGCAUCACACUGCAUCACCGCAUGCGGCAGGAUCAAAACCCUUUUUCGGAUAAAAUAAAAGAUUUUGAUCAACGCAUUAAACUUGGCCUUGAGAAAAAAGGAGAAGAGCUGACUGCUGAAGAAGUGCAAGAAUACAAACGUCUUCUCAGAGACGCUAGGAAGUUUGAGCUUGAACAGCAUGACGUCAUACUGUGCACAUGUACACAGUCAUCCACCCCGAUAUUGACUAACACAGUCAGUCCACGCCAGAUCCUCAUUGAUGAAUGUGGAAUGGCCACCGAACCCCAGGCCCUGAUUCCAUUAGUCUGCAACAAACCAGAAAAGGUUGUUUUGAUCGGUGACCACAAACAGUUACGACCCAUUGUGAAGCAUGAGCGUGUGAGAAAACUAGGGAUGGCCAAGUCUCUGUUUGAACGCUACUAUACAAUGCACAAAAGCAGGGCAGUGAUGCUGGACACCCAGUACAGAAUGCAUGAAAGCAUAUGCAAGUUCCCGUCAGAAGAAUAUUAUGAAGGAAAACUGCAAACUGGUGUGGAGCAGCCGAGCAGCGUCCUGCGUGUUGAUAACAAGACAAUGCCAAUCGUCUUUGGGGACAUCAUUGGUGAGACCGUCAGUCUGGUCGUCAGCACAGCCAAGGGCAACGAGAACUCUAAAGCAAACAAGGAAGAGAGAGACACAGUGGUAGACAUUGCUAAAAUGCUGGUGAAGACUGCCAAAAUCGAACAACAAAGCAUUGUGAUUCUGACGCCCUAUAAUGCCCAAGUGUCAGAAAUCAAAGAUGCGCUGAAGGAGAAGGGAAUGAAUGAAAUCACCGUGACCACAAUCACUAAAAGCCAAGGAAGCGAAUGGCGCUACGUCAUCUUAUCCACAGUGUGCUCUCUGCCAAGUAAAGACAUUGACAAAGAACCAGACCCUGGUUGGUUGUCCAAACAUCUGGGCUUUGUGGGCGAUCCUAACCAGAUCAACGUGGGCAUCACCAGGGCCAAGGAGGGACUGUGCAUCAUCGGGAACCAAGAGUUGCUGAGCUGCAGCAGAACUUGGGCGAAGCUCCUGAGCCACUACAGGCUUCAAAAUGCAGUGACAACUGCAGACAAGAUUUCAGUGUGUUGUGCCACAUAGCUGAACUCAUCCAUCCUUUAGAAGGGACUGGAUUUCUGUAAGUAGCAGACCAGAAGAACAGAACAGCACGACUUCAUUAAACAUGUUUGUAGUUUAGGUUAAGUCUAUAAAGUCGUUGUAACUUUUGAUGUACUCUUUUUACAGUUUUACAGUAUAUUUGAGGUUUUUGAUAUUGUAUUUGAUGUGCUCUGAUUUUCCUUGCUGAAAUCUUACAACUUCUAGAUCAACUGUACUGUGCUCAUUUAAAUUCUAAAUGUCCAGGUUCAAAGACUGAAUAGUCUGGGUUUUUUAUGUUUGCAUUUAAGAAAAGUUGUAUAAGAAACGUUUGACCUAUUGUGUUUUGAUACAUUAAGAUCUCCAAUGUUCAGGGAUUAGCUUCGGCUACAGACAUCUUAAUAAAACAUUGUCAAUGAAUA